This is a messenger RNA of Colletotrichum destructivum, 1990 nucleotides long. RefSeq names its product Putative extracellular membrane protein, CFEM. Bases 1 to 1701 code for a protein of 566 amino acids. The record is from RefSeq and is a predicted model, not a curated record. NCBI's taxonomy places the organism in Eukaryota, Fungi, Ascomycota, Sordariomycetes, Glomerellales, Glomerellaceae. The transcript is spliced from 5 exons.
AUGCUCCCCAGGCUCUUCCACGCGCUCGUUCCGGCGGCCAUCGUCGCAGUCGGACGGGUGACGGCCAUUGAACCAGGUCCUCCGCUGGGACUGGAUGUCACCGCCGUUCUCUUGGCGAUGCCCACAUGCGCUGCGCCGACAGUUGCUACCGAACUGGCUGCUGCGAACUGUUCGCUGACAGACAUCAAUCUUUUUGCGGAUUGUUUGUGCACAAACAUCACCCUACAGUCCAGGAUGUCGACGAGCGUCCAGACGUCCUGCAAGUUCGAUGAUCAACUUAAGGCUGUCGAACUCGAGACGGCAUUGUGCGCCACGUAUCCGAAGGAGAGCCGCGUCAACGAGAUCAAGACAGCGUCUAUCGUGGGCCUUGCUUUGACUCUGCCAAUUGUACUGGGGCGAUGCGUUUGCCGGUACCAAAUGACCAACAACCUAUGGUGGGAUGAUUGGAUGACCAUAAUCGCCACGACAUUUUUUACCGGCCUUGCGAGCAUCGAACUCGCGAGUGCGUUCAUGGGAUUCGGACUGCACUUCUGGCAGGUUGAUCCUGGAAACGAACCAGCCUUGCUGCAGGUAUGGUCAUCUCCGCCUGUGCAAGCACAAAACUAUGAUGUUGCGAAUCUUAACACCGUCCGCUGUCAGAUGUUCUAUGUGGCCCAGAUAUUCUACAUCCUCGUCCAGGUGUUCGCCAAGGUGGCCAUCGUGAUGCUCUACCUUCGGGUGUUCACCACGCCGUGGUUCAAGUGGGCAUGCUGGGCCUUUGUCGCCUUCAUGUUUGGCCACGGCGCCAUCUUUGCUCUUUUAAUCGUGUUCCAGUGUAUUCCCGUCGCCGCAGUCUGGGACAGGGUCCUUUCGGGUAGAUGCUUGAACGUUAACGCCGUGGGAUGGGCGGGGGCUGUCCUGUCGAUCGUUGAGGACAUUGUGCUAAUGAUUUUGCCCAUUCCGGAACUCGCGAAACUUCAAGUUACCGGAAGAAAGCGGACCGGUGUUGGCAUCAUGUUUUCCAUUGCCUCGUUCGCCACCGUCACGAGUAUGAUACGACUGAAGUAUCUCGUGCAAUUCAGCAAUACAUAUGACACUACCUGUAAGCCUUGUAGACUCUGUCUCGCAUCCCAAGUAUCCGACGCCACUGACACAAAAAAAGGGGACAAUGUGGACAUUGUGGUUUGGUCCAUAAUCGAGGAAAUGUGCGCCAUCAUCUGCGGAAGUCUGCCGCCUCUGCGCCCCUGGUUCGCCCCGUUCAUCCCAAGCAUACGCGUCACAUGGAAAUCUACCAAGUUUAGCAAGAACAACUCCAGGAGUACCUCAAACACCGCCAGGAACUCCACGCUGCGCAGCGCUUCGAAAGGUACGCCUGGCCAAAAGGGCAGGUCAGCACAUCUGGAUUAUGACCAAGACUCAAAAGUCCUUUCGUAUCCCUUGUCGUCACUGUCUCAGUUUCACCAGUCGCCUGGGAAAGCAGGAGGGUAUCCGCGCGUUGCGUCGUCCCGAGAUAUCGAGACUGCAAGCUUUCCGGAUGACGCAGCCGAGAAGUCAAGCACUGGUAACAGCAGUGGUAGCGAAACCAAUCUAGUCAUCCAGGGUAAUAAUGACGUCUCCGUCACAUUUGAUGUCGAGGUGAUCAGGGUGUCCCGCAGCGAGCUACCUGGUGGCGAUUUGGGGCGAACAGUGUCGGUUAUCAGUGCCGGACAUCAGCCACGCUAAUGGGGAGGUGGAUAACAAGCACAUUCGCCGACUUUGUCGAGCCUUUUCUGCCAACCUGUCUCAUUUUUCGCCUCCAAUGUGUCCUCUCUCGUGCUGCAAGAAAAACAAAUGUGCAUUGACGGUCGUACUUUGACAAAGUGGACCACAGCCCCAAGUGAGCUUGAUAACCAGCUGGCUUCCUGGAUAAAUCAUGAAUACAAAUAUUCUGGCCGAUGAUCUGUAGGGUGUACUCCCGUCCACUUCAACGUGUAUGAUGGAAGAUGCAUCUUUCUUUGGAUGAACCCUGAAU